This is a messenger RNA of Symbiodinium necroappetens, 471 nucleotides long. The record is from the annotation of a GenBank genome assembly. NCBI's taxonomy places the organism in Eukaryota, Dinophyceae, Suessiales, Symbiodiniaceae.
AUGCCGUCGAUCGAUGCGGCUCCUCUUCAGGGUUUCGAGCAUCGGACCAUCGUCCCAAGUACUUCGUUCGUCGUGAUCGGUCACUCUUUUGGUUUGGUCUCGGCGGUGUACAACUACGACCGCCGUUCGGCAGCCUUGAACGAUGUGUUCACAGGCCUGUUGAAGAUGGUGUCGUUCAACUUCUAUGACGAUCAAUAUGGCUUUGGGACAGAUCUCACAGCUCCUCCGACCAAGGUCGUAGCCGAGACGGUUCAUUUUCUUUUGGGAUCAUCUUUUGAUCAAGAGAAGCUUCAGCUCUCUACCUCCCCAGUGAUCUUGGGGGUUACCUUCAACGUCGAGGAAUUCCCAGGAGAUCAAGGAGGUCUGAUUGAAGGGGGAACCGCUGCGGGCUCUGAAGAGAGCCGAUGUGGUGAUCUUCUACCCGAGAUCGCCGUAAAUCUGAGAGAUUUCGAGGGAGUGGAUGCCGAGGAG